GGAAGCUGAAUGAUAGUCUUGCCAGCUGAUUAGCGGGCCAUGAUCCGCAACUUGGUACAAUAGCGUAAUUAUUCGCAGCGGGGAAACACAUCCGUCCGAGCUAAGCAGAACUUGAUCCACACGCUUCUCUGGGCAUCAUGUUCAAGUUGAAGCCAUCUGCUCAAAUUUGAUCACUUUUGCUUCUCGGUUUGCUCACUGAGUUGUUACCCCCCGAUUGCUUGCGCUCGUGCUGAACAUCAUCAUGGCCGGCGAGACGGGACCCGUGGACCUCCCGCUGGCGAAGUCGAUGACAAUCGCCGCCUUCUUCGGCAUAUCCAUCUACAGCUCGAUAGAGACUUUAUUCUCUAUAUUUCACCGUUUCAGGACCCGCAAAGGGCUGUAUUUCUGGAGCAUGCUCGUCGCAUGCAUUGGCAUUCCCAUCCACGCAACCGCCGUCCUGUUGCGCAACUUCCGGCUGGCGCCGAACGUACUCAUGUGUGUUUUUGUUGUUCUAGGUUGGUGGAUGAUGGUGACGGGCCAGGCUGUCGUCCUCUAUUCGCGACUGCAUCUGGUUUGCGAUCCCAAAACUAUUCGUUGGGUGCUGGGCAUGAUUGCCUUCAACUUCGUCGUCCUACAUCUCCCGGUUUCAGGACUAUACCUCGCCAUCAAUAUACGUCCCAUCGACUCCGUUGUCCACGUCUUCAACGUUUACGAAAAGGUUCAGCUCACGGGCUUCUGUGUUCAGGAGUGGAUAAUUGCUAGCCUCUAUAUCUGGGGCGCAAAACGGACUCUGGAACCCAUCCUGAAAUUUAAAGGACCACGGGAGAAGAAGAUUAUUCAGCACUUGAUCAUUGUCAACCUCCUUGUCAUCGCAAUGGAUGGUACUCUCCUCGUUACCGAAUUUACCAACAAUUUCGACAUCCAGACGACUUAUAAGACCGUUGUCUACAGUAUCAAACUGAAACUCGAGUUCUACGUCCUAAAUCAACUACUCUUCAUCAUGCAGUCCCCGACCCGGGAUUGUUCCAUCUCCGAUACGUUACUCGAACUCAACCCUUGCGUAUCCGUUCCUUCGGGAUCUACGUUCCUCGAACUCAACCAUUCCGUAUCCGUUCCUUCGAGAUCUAGAUACACGAUACGGAGACCGCACAAAAGCGAUCCAGUAAUUACAACUCAACCCACUCUGAACGUUACUUCCAGCGCGCCAAAUGUGACAAGAGGAGGCAUGUGAUAUUCCUGGCUCGCCGAUCAGACCAAGAUGUCUGGUUGCUUGAAACACAAGCUAUAAUUUACAACAAGAGAAGUGUAGGCUGCGUCAGGUUCGACUCGGCUAUGUGAGCAUACUCGGGCUGUGACAAACCGACGUUAGCCCAAUGUUGUGUGCUGCUAUUUGUCGUCGAACUCAUAGCCAACAAUCCUUCGGGCAGGAGGGAA
Aaosphaeria arxii CBS 175.79 is the source of this 1413-nucleotide messenger RNA. RefSeq lists its product as uncharacterized. The transcript has a single exon. Lineage: Eukaryota; Fungi; Ascomycota; Dothideomycetes; Pleosporales. The record is from RefSeq and is a predicted model, not a curated record. The coding region runs from base 242 to 1210 and encodes 322 amino acids.